AUGGUGAACAAGAGGCAUAAUGGCAACUUGCUUGUGCACCUGGGACCCAAACUGCAGGCCUACCCGGAGGAGCUGCUCCGGCAGCGGCAAGGCCACAACGGUCAGCCUGAGUACCUGAUCCAGUGGAGUAUCGUCAGCUUGGAAGAGAGAGUGGUGGGAGGCAGCAGUGCCUCCUCUGCAGAGACCAAGCCGGAGAACAUCCUGAUGUGGAUGUCUGCAGAAGAGGUCUGUGCCAGCUGCCCGGCACUGCUGGGCAAGAGGAAGCUGGAAGGGCAGUGGGCGGAAGAGAAGGCAGCCAGCCCGUUCGCUGCAGACUUCCCGCUGGAUGAAGCCUCACUGCUGGAGAUGAAGGCUGAUGUCAGGAGCCUGGUGCAGCGAGCUGGGCGGCAGAUGGCCGAGGCUGGGGCCCCCGAGUCCUCCAUCCUCAACACCAUCCACGGGCUGAGCGCGUACGCCAGCAUUGGCUCGCUGGCGGGUGCCUUCAAGGAGACGGGAGCCCUCGACCUGCUGAUGAAGAUGCUGUGCCACAAGGAGAAGCAAAUCCGCCACAGUGCUGGCAAGAUGCUGAGGGCCCUGGCUUCACAUGAUGCAGGGAGCCGGGCCUAUGUCCUGCUGUCCCUGAGCCAGCAGGAUGGCAUUGAGCAGAUUGUAGACUUUGACAGUCGCUACACCUUGCUGGAGCUGUUUGCUGAGAUGAUGUCUUCUGAAGAGCACUGCAUGUCCUUUGAGGGGAUUCACCUUCCCCAGAUCCCCGGGAAGCUGCUGUUCAUCCUGGUGAAGCACUACCUGUGUGUCACUUCUCUCAUGGACAAGCUCAGCAGUGGCGUGGAGCAAGGAGGGAAGCAGCAGGACUGUGCUGUGCCCAGCCUGCUCACUGAGGAGGGGAGCCGUGUGAAGCAGGAGUUUGAGUUCAGCAUGGCUAUGGCAAACCUCAUCUUGGAGCUGGUGCACGUGAUGGGCUGGGACCACAGCCGCAAGCCAGAGCUGCUGCCCCAACAGGAGCUGCGGCCUCGCACCACCCACUCCAUCUUCCAGCCCAAGACCUCAGCCUGCACUGCUGCCCAAAUGCCUGUGCUUACUUCAAAUCAUGGUCCCCACAAAAAGAAGGGUCGUGCCUUCCUGACCCUGUCAGACUUCACAGACUGCAGUGGCUAUGUGGAGUACUUAAAGGCAAACCUCGUGCGUGGCAUGCGGGUGCGCUUGCUGGAGGACUGUGGUGAUGUCAGAGCUGGGGAGGAAGGCGAGUUUCUUCAGAGCACUAAUAGCAUGCACACAGCGCAG
Molecule: messenger RNA, 1281 nt
Organism: Pelecanus crispus (Dalmatian pelican)
Lineage: Eukaryota; Metazoa; Chordata; Aves; Pelecaniformes; Pelecanidae
Source: RefSeq, a predicted model, not a curated record